Gryllus bimaculatus (two-spotted cricket) is the source of this 1146-nucleotide messenger RNA. Lineage: Eukaryota; Metazoa; Arthropoda; Insecta; Orthoptera; Gryllidae. The record is from the annotation of a GenBank genome assembly.
AUGGAGCAAAAUAGGCUAGCUAAACAAGUACUACAGACAACCCAACAGGGAGAAGGAGAGGAGCAGGAGCGGGGGCUCGUCGCUCUCACCUGUGUACCAGGAACGCACGCGGCGCACCGUGGAGAGGUAGCGGCGGCACGCCUUGGCGGGCGUGUCCGAGUUGCCCGAGAAGAUGAGCGGCUGCAGGGAGCCCGGCGACGCGAACAGCAGGAACAGCGACAGCAUCUCGGCCAGCGCCAGCCCGCCGAAGUACUUCUGCGCGAAGCGCUGGCCCUCGCGCAGCUGCGCUUCGUCCAGCCACGCGGGCCUGCCACGGGGAACCUUCCAUUUGAUUUCAUUUCAUUUGGUCUCAAAUUGAUUGUGUUUAAACCCAAAGUGAUCGUGUUUAUUCUCAAGCUUAGAAUAAACGUUGCACCUCGUCAUCGAAAUUUGAAGAACCCAGAUGGUCCAGAAGGACGGCUUUUGAAACUUCGCAAGACUGUAACCGGGCUAAUAAAGCACGAACGGAUAGAACUGAAUUACAACCGUGCAGACGAAGCACGAGGUUAUGCUGAGAGGCUAAUUUCGGAAGCAAUACGAUAUGGAGAUUGCCACAGAACAACAAUGGAGUUGGCAGAUUUUUGGCUUCUUGAGAAACAACUGGUCCACAAAUUAUUCAAGGUGUUGGUGCCACGCAAUCCAUAUCCACCUUUGACAGUGGACUCUACAAAAAACAGAGCACUGCUGCACAAUGUACUUUUAGAUGAAGCAGCUAAGGCAUAUCGUGCACAAAAAGUUACAGGGGUUACAUCAGAAAUACUUGAAAAAAUUGAGAGAGAACAUCCUAGUUCACCCGCAGUGGAAACUCAAGAAGAAUCUGAAGUAACAAAGUCACCGAACAUUUCAGAGAAGAGUGGUGUUUUACAAGAAAAAAGUUCAGAACCAAGUUAUGAAAAAACGUGAAAUAGUAAAUAUCUUAACAUACAAUUUUUGUUGCUACUGUUUGUACAUAUAACAUUUAUUGAGUAUUAAAUUUAAUUUUUUUUGAUGUUUCUUUGUAAGAAUUUGUUAAACUUGUUCUUUUGAACGAAUAAACUAAGGUUCCUUUUACUUCUCUUAUUUUUUAGUUGUGAUUUAAAAAUUGUACAUACAGAAAGUAUUUUCUUU